Molecule: messenger RNA, 1344 nt
Organism: Fusarium venenatum
Lineage: Eukaryota; Fungi; Ascomycota; Sordariomycetes; Hypocreales; Nectriaceae
Source: RefSeq, a predicted model, not a curated record
AUGCCCCCCGCACAAGGAAAGGUCGCCUUUGUUACUGGUGCUAACGGCAUUACUGGCAAUGCCAUCAUUGAGCACCUUAUCCGCAGACCAGAGUCCGAAUGGUCCAAGAUUAUUAUCACAUCCAGACGAGUUCCUAAGCAGAGCCUAUGGCAAGACCAUCGUGUCAGGUUUAUUGCACUCGAUUUUCUGAGCCCCGUCGAAGAGUUGAUCCAGCGUAUGGCACCUCUAUGCCACGAUGUUACCCAUGCAUUCUUCACAUCCUAUGUACAUACAGCAGACUUUGCCAAAUUGCGUGAUAGCAAUAUUCCUUUAUUCCACAACUUUUUGGUUUCAAUCGACAUUGUUGCAGCAAGCACACUUGAGCGAGUCUGCCUUCAAACUGGAGGAAAAUAUUAUGGCGCUCAUCUUGGACCUGUCGAAGUCCCUCUUCACGAGGGGAUGGGCCGUUAUGAGGAUAAGGGCGAGAACUUUUACUAUCCCCAAGAGGAUUUCCUCUCUACUCUAGCAGCCAAGCGCAACUGGAACUGGAACGUUAUUCGCCCCAAUGCCAUCAUUGGAUUUACACAAGCAGGAAACGGUAUGUCAAUGGCGCUUACAUUGGCAAUCUACAUGCUCGUUUGUCGCGAAAUGGGGGUGCCUCCAAUGUUUCCGGGUAACAAGUUCUUCUUCAACCAAUGCGUUGAUGAUUCUUCCUACGCGCCCAGUAUCGCAGAUCUGAGCGUGUGGGCCGUUACCGACGGACACACCAAGAAUGAGGCUUUCAACCAUCAGAAUGGUGAUGUAUUUGUGUGGAAGCAACUCUGGGGCAAGCUUGGAAAAUACUUUGGCAUUGACAUUCCAGAAUUUACUGAGUGGGCAGCAGAGGGGGGCGAGCAACGCAUGGCAAACAAUUUCUUCAUGACUGAAUGGCACAAGGAUAAGAAGGCAGUGUGGGAGAGAGUAGUGGCCAAGUACGGCGGUCAGCUCGAAGCGUUCAAUUGGGGUACUUGGGACUUCUUCGAUUGGGCCGUUGGAAAGGCCUGGUUGACCAUCAGCACCAUGACCAAAGCGCGCAAGUUUGGCUGGAAGCGAUACGAUGACACGUAUGAUACGUACAUCGAGACAUUCCGUGCCCUUGAAAAUGCCGGUGUUUUGCCUUAUGCGGAUAUUUUGCGGGCCGAGAACAAGGGUCAGGUUGCACAGGCCAGUCUUGCUCCUCAUCCGUCUGAUGCUGUUAUUUUGAAGAUGGCAAAGGGCCAUGGGGAGCAAAACGGGUUAAGCACUAAUGGUGUAAAGCCGAACAAAGUCAAGAAUGGCGUUGAGAAUGGGAAUGUUGAGAAUGGAGAUUUGGAUGUGAAGGUAUAA